AUGCCACGCCUCUCGACAUCAUCAUCAUCCUCUCCAUCAUCCUCCUCACGCAUGCUAUGGUCUAUACCUCCAAUAUUUGACUGUUUUACCCGACAUCCAAAAUUACUAUUAUUAUUUCUAACAAUUGUAGAAAUGUUAAUGUUUUUUGAUCGGGGAGCAAUUGCGUCUGUUUUACCUUCCAUCAAGGAGCAUUGGACGUUAUCGGGAAAACAAGAAGGAAUUAUUGGAAGUGCUUUUAUAAUUACAUUUUCAAUAGGAAGUACAUUAUUUGCUUUUUUGGCGAAUUACGUGAGAGUGAAUUUAAUUAUGGCUUUCGGAUUGUUUGUUUGGACUGUGAGUGCCAUCUUAUCGGGGUUAUGGGGAUCAGUAUCUCAUGGAGUCGAUCAACAAUGGGGAUACUACAUGUUAGUGCUGUCACGAGCUCUGAUUGGAAUUGGAGAAGCUUCUUUUGUGCCACUCUCAGUCACUCUCAUUGAUGACAUUGCAACAAAAGAAUACAAGACGACUUACAUGAGUUUUUUCAUGUUGGGAGUACCAUUAGGAGUGGCAUUUGGAUACAGUAUUGCAUCAUAUAUUGUAAAUAUCAGCAAUUGGACCUAUUGUUUUUACAUGGAAUCAUUAUUUGGACUAUUCUUUGGAUGUCUCCUUCUCUUUAUUCCUCUUUCCUCAGUGAAAACAAAACAUUCCAAAAAAACAGAUGAAAACGCUUCCGAAUUUGAAAAACAUAAUACAAGUUUAGAAAUUGAUGACGAAGAGAAUUAUCAAGUCGAUAUCAUUAAGGUUGAAAAAAUUGAAACUACGACACCACACGAGCAACAUGGAAGUGACACUAUACAUCCAUCUACUCACUUUCAUUCCGAAAUGGAUGAUUUAUCCGAUGAUGGAGAAGAAACAAAUAGUGAAUUUUCUCUACUUCACAAAAACGGAGAUUCUCAUGACGACGACGCUGAAGAAAUUCUUUUGCAUGAACCCAUUGUGGAAGAAGAGUUACGACUUCAUAAUGAAACAACCACUCAGUCCUCUUCUUCCUCCUCACGACUGCAACAUAUCAAACGUGAGUCUGACAAGAAUAGAUAUCGAGUGUUCUCAUUUUGCUCAGCCAUGAAAUAUCUGUUCUGUAAUCCAGUGUAUUGCUUUAGUACCUUGGGAUCCUGUGGAUAUAACUUUGUGGCAGGUGCCAUUCAAUUCUAUGCUCCUUCGUAUGUUUUACACAAAAUUAGACAAUCGGAUAGUGCCAUUACGAUAGCAUCUGAUUCUGCAAAUUUUGCAAAUAUUGGAUUUUCUGUGGUCAUGCUGUUGGCAUCUAUUAUUGGAACCAUGUUGGGUGGUUUUAUUGUCGAUCGAUUUGGUGGUUCCAAUGGUAUGCGAGGAGCCACGAGAAGUUUGUUAUUUUGUGGAAUUUUCUUACUUAUGGGAUUUCCAUGGGUCAUUCCAGUAUUUAUUUUCAAUGUGAAUAUUUAUGUCUUGCUGAUAUUAUUCGGAAUUUCGUGCGUUUUUCUAUUUUGUUCAACAAGUCCUUUCCAAUGUAGUGUUGUCAACUCGGUCGAGUACAAAAAUUUGAGAAAUUAUGGAGUGAGUUGGCAAAUAUUUUUAUUCCACUUGUUUGGAGAUUUUCCAUCUGCAUUCAUCUUUGGUCUCAUUCAAGACAGUUUUUCGAUUGAUGUUGCCAUGAGUAGUGUGUGGAUUAUUCUGAUACCUUCAUCUUUUAUUUUUAUUGCUGGUUAUUUUGUUUCCUAUUUUUGGUUACAACGAAGACAUGACAAGAUGAAACUACAAUUUAUCACAAAGAAAAAGGUCGAACUCGAUUUGGAGAGUCUAGACAAUAGUGAAGAAGCAAAAGAUGAUGACUCUGAUUCAACAGCUGCAAAAACAACACGUCAUGAAGCACCCCCUGCAUCCAGUCAUAACUCCUCAUUUGAACAUCAUGCAUCGUCAACAAAACCACCAACGACACGAGCACGAACGAACAGCAUGGAUGAAAAAUCUAAGAAACAAUAA
This is a messenger RNA of Naegleria lovaniensis, 1998 nucleotides long. RefSeq lists its product as uncharacterized. Bases 1 to 1998 code for a protein of 665 amino acids. Gene Ontology annotation, biological process: transmembrane transport. Gene Ontology annotation, molecular function: transmembrane transporter activity. The transcript is spliced from 4 exons. NCBI's taxonomy places the organism in Eukaryota, Heterolobosea, Eutetramitea, Acrasida, Naegleriidae. Gene Ontology annotation, cellular component: membrane. The record is from RefSeq and is a predicted model, not a curated record.